UGAUAAUAUUGAAAUUGUAUGUGAAAAAGAGGAGGUAAUAUAAAUUAAUCCGAUUUGGUCUGCUGCUUCUGGAUACGAGGACGCUGUUCUAAUUCAAAUUUUUUCAUAUCAAGUAUCUCACUGUAAUCAUAAAAACUGCGUCCAUGCCGAAAAACAACAUAACACCGCUAAGUGAGUUUAGACGGGCUGCGUAUAGGGCUCUACGUGAGAGUAAUAAAAAUAAAAUGGAUUUGAAAGAUCCGCAAGUGGAAUUUUAUUUACUAACAAAUCUUGUUACCCAUGGGUGCCCAAAAUCAACGUUGGAUCAAAUAUUACAGACACAGGCUAAUAAACCGAUUGACUCUACUAGCACGGAGAUAGUUACGGCAACGCCUGCAACUCGGAAAUCGGUCACUUUUAAGCUUCCAGUUCCAGAAACGGUCACACCACGGCCGGCGCCAAUUCCUGAAACGGUCACACCAAGGCCGUCUCCAGUUCCUGAAACGGUCACACCAGACCCAACACAAAUUGUGGAUUCUGUCGCUGCAGAGCCGAUGCUAAUUUGGGAAACGGUCACACUAUGUCCAACACCGUCUCCAAUGCCCCGAACGGUAAAUCUUAAGAUGCCUACGAUUUCACAGCCUUAUAAUACCAAGGAAACAAACAAUCCAGCAUAUUAUUCCAAUAGAAUGCCGCCUGUCAGUUGGCCGCGUCGUCUAGAGUUGUUCCCGUCACGGCAGCGCUCCAGAGUUGCCACCGCCGCUGCAGCUGCUGCCACCGCCUCAAUCGCAGCGCAAGUUAGACAGGAUGCUUUGGAUGCCCUGGCCCACAAACGUGCUCCAUUAUUGCGCCUGGCCGCCAAAGAUAUUCAAAACGAUCAGCAACGUGUGAAGCGUAACAAAAAUUUACUGAGCUCCGCCUUAAGCAUUAUUAGGGAAAUGGACCCAGCAUAUCUUGAGAUACUCUGUUAUGCUAUUCACGAUCAGGUGACACAAUAACUCAUGGAUUCUCCAAAUGAUCGUUUGAGGAUCGUAUACAACUCCCAAAGCAUGAGCUUUAUGUGUAGUGUUAUUUUUUUUUGAUUUUACAAAUCACGAAUCGGUUUUAAUGUAUAUUACAAAAUUUUAAGUUUUACUUCCAUAUUAGUGAAACACUCGGAAUAUGAUUCUGUAAUCAGAGAACGGACUUUUUGACAAGGGGGAAUAAAAACUUAACAUCUAUCAAAAUAUA
Molecule: messenger RNA, 1209 nt
Organism: Drosophila innubila
Lineage: Eukaryota; Metazoa; Arthropoda; Insecta; Diptera; Drosophilidae
Product: mucin-2-like
Exons: 2
Coding region: 144-977 (277 amino acids)
Source: RefSeq, a predicted model, not a curated record